Caenorhabditis bovis is the source of this 327-nucleotide messenger RNA. The record is from the annotation of a GenBank genome assembly. NCBI's taxonomy places the organism in Eukaryota, Metazoa, Nematoda, Chromadorea, Rhabditida, Rhabditidae.
AUGUCAAACAUCAGCAAGAUUCCAACUCUUGUCUUCACUGACUAUGACACUCAGCAGGAGGAAUUGAACGCGCAGACGCUUGGCACCCAAUAUUCUCAAAAUCUCGCUGAUAAGAAAGAAUGUGAUUCGACGACUGACGAAAAUGGAAGUGAUUCAGCGGAAAAAGAGGAGGCCGAUGAAAAAAUGGUGCAUAAUGCAUCGAAUCCGGAAAUUGGCAACACAAGAAUGUCGGAAAUCAUUGAGGAGAAUGGCAAUGAAUCCGCGGAAUCCGUUAUUCUUACAGUCGCUUCUGCUCAAGACGAAUCGUCGGUGAAAUCGCUAGCAUGA